AUGGAGUGGCUAGGCUUUCUCAGGCGAAAAGUUUGGGCGGAUGCGGGAUUCGGCUCAUUGCGAGAUAUCAGGCAACACAUUGAGGACACUGAGCCUCGAUUCGAUCCCACCGUCUUUCCACUUGAAGAUGCUGGCUUAGAAGCUUCAGAAGGUCGAGAGGAUGCGGGUGUGAGAGAAGGCUCGGAGGUACCAACGCGAGUCCUUUUGCCUUGGAAGAAGUAUUCCGUGGCAGAUUAUCGAUCUCUUUAUCUCUCGGGUGAGUUGACGCCAUUGGAUGUUGUUCAUUCCAUUCUUCCCCUGAUCCGACGAGACACUUCGCCACCAGGUGAGCACUCCAUGGCCUGGUUCCAUGUCAACGUUGACUUGGUCAUCAGGGCUGCUGAGGCUUCCACGUUGAGAUACAAAGAAGGACGAUCUCUUGGGCUGCUGGACGGUAUCCUGACGGCCGUCAAGGACGAGUACGACAUGGAAGGUUAUAUAACAACUCUUGGGUCUGUGAAUGACUAUACAGGCAAGAUUUUCAACGAGGACGGUAAGAUUGACGCCUGGUGCGUGAGAAAACUGGCCGAUGCAGGAGCUAUCAUCAUGGGCAAACUCUCAAUGCAUGAGUUUGGCAUGGACACAUCUAGCAAUAACAUGACUUAUGGAACUCCGUUAAAUCCAUACAACCAAAACCACUAUACAGGCGGCAGUUCCUCCGGUUCAGCCUACGCCGUUGCUGUAGGCCUUGUCCCCAUCACACUGGGCAGUGACGGUGGCGGCAGUAUUCGCAUACCUUCGUCUUUCUGCUCUGUCUUUGGCCUCAAGACAACCCACGGCCGACUGUCUAGCCAUCCAGGGCAGAACCACAGCAACACUUGUGGAGUCAAUGGGCCUAUUGCAGCAGACAUGCGCUCCCUUGCAGCCUUGUACGAGGUUAUCAGUCGGCCGCAUCCUACGUCUCACUUCCCCUUGACAUCCCAAGUAACAAAGUACGACCCAUAUCGGCCCAAAGUCAUUGGCAUCCCAGAAGCUUGGUUUCAACGCGCCACGUCGGCAAUCCAGGAAUUGUGCCGCGGCAUGAUUGACUGGCUCGUUGCACGCAAAGGCUACAGUGUCGUUCCCAUCACGAUGCCCUUUGUUGAGGAGGGCCAGAUGGCUCAUGCGCUGACGAUACUCACCGACGCGGCCACACUACUGCCCGACACCCGCGGACUUUCGCCCGCAAAUCGCAUCCUCCUCGCUCUAGGCCGCACCACCCCAGCCACCGACUAUCUUCUUGCCCAGAAGCUGCGCCGUGUGUUGAUGCAACAUCUCGCCUGGCUUUGGCAGACUUACCCGGGCAUGGUCAUUGUGACACCCACCAGCGGCUGCGCUGGCUGGCGGAUCCGCUCCGAGGCUGAGCUCAAGUACGGUGUCAACGAUGGUGAUAAAACGAAAAAGACGAUGGAAUACGUGUGGCUGGCUAAUUUCUGCGGAGUACCGAGCCUCAGCGUGCCGGUGGGCUAUAUUAUUCCCGAAGGACACGAGGAUGAGGGAGAGGUUGCUGAUUCGGACACGGUGGGCAAAAUUCCUGUAGGGUUGAUGGCCACGGGUGAGUGGGCGUCCGAACUUGCACUCAUGCAGUUUGGGCUGGAUUCAGAGGAGGCAGGCCUUGAUAGGCAGUGCCGGCCGCCGAAUUGGGUUGACGUUGCUGAGCUUGCAAGACAACGAAGGGGCGAAAGUAUACUGUGA
This is a messenger RNA of Pseudomassariella vexata, 1713 nucleotides long. Its product is annotated as amidase signature domain-containing protein. NCBI's taxonomy places the organism in Eukaryota, Fungi, Ascomycota, Sordariomycetes, Amphisphaeriales, Pseudomassariaceae. The transcript is spliced from 2 exons. The record is from RefSeq and is a predicted model, not a curated record. The coding region runs from base 1 to 1713 and encodes 570 amino acids. Gene Ontology annotation, molecular function: catalytic activity.